Messenger RNA from Ailuropoda melanoleuca (giant panda), 1288 nucleotides. RefSeq names its product FXYD domain containing ion transport regulator 5 (gene FXYD5). The record is from RefSeq and is a predicted model, not a curated record. The transcript has 9 exons. Gene Ontology annotation, molecular function: sodium channel regulator activity. Gene Ontology annotation, cellular component: membrane. Gene Ontology annotation, biological process: regulation of sodium ion transmembrane transporter activity. The coding region runs from base 360 to 938 and encodes 192 amino acids. Lineage: Eukaryota; Metazoa; Chordata; Mammalia; Carnivora; Ursidae.
GUGCCUGGAGGACUGCUCUUUUCGGUGCCUCUCUGCCCCCCGCUCAUGCUCACGUCUCCGAGCCUGCUCUCCGGCACCACGGUGGGCUGCGGGCUCCUCUUCCUCCUGCCUCAGUCUCCCCAGCUCUCCGCCGACCCUCUCGGACCGGGUCUCCUAGAGGUGCCCGGCAUCCUGCUCUAUUGUCCCUGGGGCAGCGAGGCCCCUGACACCAGCUCACUUUUUCCUCUGAGAUCGGGAGCACAUUACUCAUUCUUCCUCUUUCCCCUCCUUGCUGACUCCUCGCCUCUGGGGACAGCCCCGGAGGGAGGCACCAGGCCCCCUGAUCUACUCCUGGGCCCUGUAGGGUCAGUGCUUUUGGGAUGUCGCCAUCUGGUCGCCUGUGUCUCCUCACCAUCAUUGGCCUGAUUCUCCCCACCAGAGGACAGAUAUUGAAGGAGGCCACAUCCACUUCUCCAGAAGACCCAGCCAGGGUGAACAUUCAUGCCCUGACGCCGGCCCCAGACGCAGGCCACCUAGAGCCCCAGUCCACCCCUCAGACAACCCUGCAGACUGGUGGAACAACACAGGAGCAGGAAGAGGAGACCCAGUCCCCACAAACAGAGGGGACCCAGUCCCCGCAACCAACGGGAAUGCACGGGCUUCUAGCAACAGGUCCGAGGACUGGCAAGAGCGGCGCAGAAGCCACUCCCUCUGCUGAACCCACUAAAGGCACCACGCUCUCCAAGAGGCAGUCUCCGGGCAAAGGCAUCAGGUCGGACCCUGUCCUCAGGCCUACCGGCUCCAGUGAGGACGACCCCUUCACCUAUGACGAGGGCACGCUCCGGAAGCGGGGGCUGCUGGUCGCAGCUGUGCUGUUCAUCACGGGCAUCGUCAUCCUCACCAGUGAGACUCGGACCUGGGGGAGGCACCGAGCCUGGGAGGGAGGAGCUCUGGCUUGAACUUUGACUCAAGGUGGCAAGUGUAGACGGUUACCCCAAUUAUGCCGGAAUCGUAACAGGUGAGACCAUCGGAAAGAGGGGCCGGCAACCCAGUCGAUGGGCACCCCAAGACUGAGUCCGCACCAGCUCACUGUGCCCAGCCACCUCCCUCCCCUCGCAGAGCCUACAGAAUAGUCAGUAAAGCCCACCGUGCAAGGGAAGACCCGGAUGGAGCCAGAGCCAGGGCUGAUGGCCCAAGGCCCCUACCCUUAUCACCCCACCCACCCAGAGGGCCGCCCGGGCUCCCUGGGCUCUGUCCGCCAAGUUACCCAUUCUGUUCAGACGAAAAGUAAAGCACAGUGGUCCUUGCC